Messenger RNA from Punctularia strigosozonata HHB-11173 SS5, 1458 nucleotides. RefSeq lists its product as uncharacterized. The transcript has 6 exons. NCBI's taxonomy places the organism in Eukaryota, Fungi, Basidiomycota, Agaricomycetes, Corticiales, Punctulariaceae. The coding region runs from base 1 to 1458 and encodes 485 amino acids. The record is from RefSeq and is a predicted model, not a curated record.
AUGGCUCGUGGCGUCAAAGGCUACUUCACUGCUGCGCAAAGCCAGUGGUUCUCCGACCAUAAGAAGGAGUAUCUGGCGAAAUGUGGCAAGUUCAAGACGACGGCAAUCGGGGAGCCCACGCCUCUGGACGAUGCGGACAUGAAGGAGUGGCGUGACGCGCGUUGGAAGGAGUUUGUUAGUCUCUUCAGGGACGAUAUGAAGAUGAUCAAACAUAGCGAUGGUACUGACAUCCGUGCUGAGGAAUGGGAGAAAAUGUACCAACGCAAGUGGAUCAAUAUCAAGGCCACGUACAAGCCUCCCACGGAGCAUGAUCGACCGUUCUUCUUGUUCUCCGACACGGCAGCUUCCGACUUCACCGGGCGCGAGCUCUUUCGACAGGAAAACCAUCUCAACAUCAACACUGCAGCAAAUGAAGAACGGGCUCGUCUGGGCUUGGACAGCAAGCAACAUGCUGGUCUCUACAGCAAACACCUGUCCGCCGCCUGGAAUUCACUGAGCGACGAUCAGCAAGCUGUGUUCACGGAUCGGGCAAUAGCAGCCAGAGAUCUUCGGUCUACGCUGCAGGCGGAUACAUCCACAUCUCUUGAGGCUACGUACAGGAAUCAGCGUAUCUUCAGCGACACGAUCCGCCGGAUCUUGUCAGGAAUGAUCGGCUAUGGUCCGCAGAAAAUCGGAAACGCAACCUUUCACCUCCUUUACACAUACUGUGACGCCGACAACAUGAUGAAAAGUGGCGUCUCGUCUGACACACAGAAUAACAGCAUAGAUGUUCGUCCUGACCCCAGCAUAGUGCCGUUCACAGAGAGGGUGCCAAACUUUCAGAAAACUACCAAGAAGCGGUGGAUCGAAUAUUGUAAAGAGGUCCUCUACCCCUCUACUGUUGCCACAACCCCGAGUACCAUGCCUUCGGAGCCGUCAAACAUGCACACUGACGCCGCACCAAGUCUGGCGCUCUCAACCGCUCCAGCCUCGGAUGCAACACCCUCAUCUUCAAACAAUGACAUGAGCAAAACAGCUGCGCAGCUUAUAUCUGCAUCGGGAAGCACUUCUACAUGUGCCACUGCAGAGCCAGGUACUGAAGAGCAACCGGCUGCUCUGCGUACCACCGGAGAAUCAGUAUUGAAAGUUCCCCGUUCAAUCACUCCUCUCACUCCUUUGCCAUUGGAUGACGAGGCGAACAUUAAUAUGGCCAAUACAGCUCACGGAGAUGCACCCAUUCCCUCCCCGGUGCCUCGCAGCCCCAAACGCCGCAUUGAUGCAACCGAUUCCGAGGGAAGAGGUACGGUAAAACGUGCACGUGGCUCCCGCCCGAAGCCCCCUGCCGUUCAUAUCGCAGAGGCUGGUCGACCGAAGCGUGGCUCAAAGCCCGUGAACAAGGACUACAUCAAGUCAGUCGCUAUCCCAACAACGAAACGCCGAUUAUCUGAACGCUGGGUGUACGAAGAAGCGGAUGAAUAG